Messenger RNA from Ceratina calcarata, 847 nucleotides. RefSeq names its product neuralized-like protein 4. The coding region runs from base 176 to 832 and encodes 218 amino acids. Gene Ontology annotation, molecular function: ubiquitin protein ligase activity. The transcript has 5 exons. NCBI's taxonomy places the organism in Eukaryota, Metazoa, Arthropoda, Insecta, Hymenoptera, Apidae. The record is from RefSeq and is a predicted model, not a curated record.
UACACGAUAAGUGUAACUUCUUGGUCACAACUUCACAUUUAUCGAAAGACUGUAUAUAAGAAAUUUAAGAUUACAAGAAAGACUAACAAACAAGCAAUUAACAGGAAUUAAAUUCUAGGUACGAAUCGACAGACUGGUACACAAAUGGUCGGGUAGUAUAGAGGUCGGAGUUACCAUGCAUAGUCCAACUGCGUUAGAAUUCCCAGCAACGAUGACUAACAUGCGAUCAGGAACUACGAUGAUGUCUGGCUGCGGGAUUUUGGUGAACGGCAAGGGUAUCUGCCGCGAAUAUGGAGAAUUUAAUCUCGACGAAUUAAGAGAAGGUGACAGAGUAGGCAUGAUAAGGCGAAGCAACGGAAAUCUACAUUAUUUGAUAAACGGUUUGGAUCAAGGCAUCGCCGCGAAAGUACCUGGAGGCGUUUGGGGUGUGAUAGAUUUGUACGGUAUGACGGUGAAGGUAACAAUCGUCGAUCGCGACGAGAGGGAAGAACAAAAUUUAGUUACCAGGAGAAACACGUUGCAUCUGCAAGGAUUAAAUGAAACGGAGGAAGAACCGCCGGACCGGCUGAUGUUUCAUUCUUCCUGCGGUACGCACGUCGAAGUGAUUAAUAACGGUCGUACUGCGCACAGGCCUAACGUGAUGGACGAUUUCAAUAACGGGGUUGUGUUAACGUCGCGGCCGUUGAAAGCAAAUGAAUUGUUCGAGGUUCGCUUAGAUAAAAUCGUGACGAAAUGGGCGGGAUCCAUCGAGAUUGGCGUCACGACUCAUUCCCCGACCGAGCUCGAGUUCCCUUUCACGAUGACCAAUGUUAGAAUCUGUGAUUUUCAAUAGCUAAACGUAAGCAAU